Carassius carassius (crucian carp) is the source of this 5251-nucleotide messenger RNA. RefSeq names its product adhesion G protein-coupled receptor B1-like. The record is from RefSeq and is a predicted model, not a curated record. The transcript has 31 exons. NCBI's taxonomy places the organism in Eukaryota, Metazoa, Chordata, Actinopteri, Cypriniformes, Cyprinidae. Gene Ontology annotation, molecular function: G protein-coupled receptor activity. Gene Ontology annotation, biological process: engulfment of apoptotic cell; adenylate cyclase-activating G protein-coupled receptor signaling pathway; negative regulation of angiogenesis. The coding region runs from base 50 to 4651 and encodes 1533 amino acids. Gene Ontology annotation, cellular component: plasma membrane; postsynaptic density; dendrite.
CCCAGUUAACUCCUAUCAAAGGGUCCACCCAUCCUCCUGAAGUGAAAACAUGGAGUGGUGGUCCGUCUCAUUGGCGCUGUGCACAUGCAUGUGCGUGAUGUUCACCCCAGGCAUCUCCACUCCAUCUGGGCCAGCAUCUGCCACCUGUGCCACCCUGGAGCAAAGCCGCUUCUUCGGUUUGUUCUCCUCGAAGACUGCCCUGCCAUCAACGCCAUGCUCCUGGACCCUGCAAAACCCUGAUCCUCGCCGAUACACUGUCUACAUGAAGAUCACCAAGCCUACCGAGUCCUGCACCCCACGACAGGUCCGAACCUUCCAGUUCGACUCGUUCCUGGAGACCUCUCGCACAUACCUGGGCAUGGAGAGCUUCGAUGAGGUGGUUCGACUGUGUGAUGCUUCCUCUGCUGUGGCCUACCUGGAGUCCAGCAAACAGUUCCUGCAGGUGCGGAAGGUGAUGCCACGUCUUGAUAUGGAGUCUGGGAAGGACGACGAAGGGAACGACGAAGGCAGCCAGUUCAACGCUGAGUUUCUGGUUGUGGGGAAGAGGAACCCGAGUAUGCCAGCCUGUGAGAUGCUGUGUCAGUGGCUGGAAGAUUGCCUGGCAACCAGUACCCAUGGAAACCCCUGCGGCAUCAUGAUGACCCCCUGUCAGUGCUGGGAGCCUCCCAAAAGGAGAAACGGUGGCUGCUACAGGGGUGGAGUCUACACCGAGAAGUGCUCACCCACCAUUAGAGACAGCAACCGCGACGCCGAGAUCAUAAAAGGCUGGAAUGGAUGGGGCCGCUGGUCCGAGUGCAGUAACGAGUGCGGCGGCGGAGUCCAGGUGCGCAGCCGUGUGUGCCAGCCUGAGGAUGGUGUCUGUGAGGGCGUCGUAGAGGAGGGACGGGCCUGCAACCCUCAGCCCUGCAUCGGCCAAGUCCAACAGAGAAGUCAAGGUCUGCGUUCCAUCAUCAGCCAGCGACGUGAUUCUGAUGGCACCAUCAUGGGAAACCAGGCCCCUCAUAAAGAAGAGGUCCAGCAGGACACGUGGUCUUCAUGGAGCGUGUGUUCAGUGAGUUGUGGUGAAGGCUUGCAAUCCCGCACACGCUCUUGCAUGACAUCCACUUACAGCACCCAGUGCAACGGCCCUUUGAGAGAGAAUCGACCCUGCAACAACACUGCCGCCUGCCCAGUGAAUGGAGCGUGGGACGAAUGGGCUCCCUGGAGUUUGUGCUCAUCCACAUGUGGUCGUGGAUACCGUGAUCGCGUCCGCACCUGCAAACAGCCUAAGAAUGGUGGAGAACCCUGCCGUGGACCUGUCAAACAGACCAAGUUCUGCAACAUCGCAGUCUGCCCAGUUGAUGGCUACUGGAACGACUGGUCCGCAUGGACUCCUUGCUCUGCCUCUUGCUCAAAUGGAACGAUGAAGAGAACUCGUGAGUGUAACGGUCCCUCGUACGGAGGCUCAGAGUGCAGAGGAGAAUGGCAAGAAACCACCAACUGCUUCCUCAGAGAUUGCCCAGUGGACGGGAGAUGGCUGUUGUGGAGCUCAUGGGGCAGUUGCAGCAAGUCCUGCGGUGGAGGCCAUCAGCUCAGACAGAGAGUGUGUGAAGGACCUUAUUUUAGUGGAGAGCCCUGCAACGGAGAUAAAAAAGAACUGCGAAACUGCAACGAGAAGCGGUGCCCAGAACCUCACGAGAUCUGUGGAGAGGAGAACUAUGGCAGUGUGGUGUGGAAGAGAACGCCUGCGGGCGACACAGCUGCUGUGUCCUGUCCUUCCGAUGCCACAGGCCUGAUCCUCCGCAGAUGCACACUGGACGCCGUGGGUCUGGCCUUCUGGGAGAACCCCACUCACAUCAAAUGCAUCUCCAAAGAAAUCCAGGACAUCCAGACCCAGAUGCGUGAUCACGUGAAUCAGUCUCAGAGCGGUCAGCUGGUUGAUGGCGUGUCUGAGGUGAUGUCUAAUGUGAGGAUGGUGUCAACUGACAAUAUGAAGUACAGCGGUGACCUGCUGGCUGUGAUGGAGGUCCUGAGGAACAGCACAGAGAUCUUCAGAGGGUCGAAGAUGAGCCUGAGCAAUGCAGAUGUGGAGAAUUACGCUCACACCAUCAGUAACUUACUGCAGGAGACACACCGAGAGAAAUGGGACGAAGCUCAACUGAUGGGCGCAAACAUCAAGGAGUUCUUCAGUCUGAUCGAGAACUUCAUUGACAUGAUCGGACGUCAGAUGAGAGAUUUCCAGGACAUCUACGAGGUCACAGACAAUCUUGAGCUCAGCAUCCAGAAGCGUCCCCGAACCAUGACCUCUGAUGUGAACUUCCCCCUGAAGGGCUGGCGUGGGAUAAUCGAUUGGGUCCGCAAUUCAGAAGAGAAAGUAACAGUGUCCCGCAGCGCUCUGAGUCUAGAUGUUCCAGAUGCUGAGCAGAGCACUGGGUUUGUCACCGGGAUCGUUCUCUACAGAAAUCUGGGUCCCAUCCUGUCCUUCCAGAGCAACAGCACGCUGCUCAACUCGAAGGUCGUCACGGUAACGGUGAAGCCCAACCCUGGCUUCCUGUCUGCACCUGUUGAGAUCAACUUCCCACACCUGCACAAUGGCACCGUGAACGAGACCUGCAUCGCCUGGGACGAGAGCGAGAGCGCGUCUCUGCUCGGCUCCUGGUCCGCGCGCGGCUGCAGAUCUGUGUCGCGCGACUCCAGCACUACAUGCGUGUGUGACGGACUCUCCACAUUCGCCCUGAUUGCGCGACCGAAUCCCGAUCUGAACAUGGAUAAAUCUCUGUUGCCAUCGGUUACGAUGAUUGUGGGAUGCGGGGUGUCGUCCCUCACGCUCCUCCUUCUCAUCAUCAUCUACGUCUCUGUGUGGAAGUACAUCCGUUCUGAGCGCUCAGUGAUUCUGAUCAACUUCUGUCUGUCAAUCAUUUGCUCCAACGCCCUCAUUCUGAUCAGUCAGACACAAGCCCGCAACAAGGUCAUGUGUGCCUUGGUGGCAGCUCUCCUGCAUUUCUUCUUCCUGUCCUCGUUCUGUUGGGUCCUGACAGAGGCGUGGCAGUCCUACAUGGCCGUUACAGGCCGCCUGCGUAACCGCAUCAUCCGCAAGCGCUUCCUGUGUCUGGGCUGGGGUCUGCCCGCUUUAGUCGUUGCCAUUUCGUUUGGCUUCACCAAAGCCAAGGGUUACGGCACCGUCAAUUACUGUUGGUUGUCUCUUGAAGGUGGUCUCUUGUACUCAUUUGUGGGUCCAGCAGCUGCUGUCGUUCUGGUCAACAUGGUGAUUGGAAUUCUGGUUUUCAACAAGCUUGUGUCCAAGGACGGCAUCACAGACGUUAAGCUGAAAGAGAGAGCUGGGGCGUCACUGUGGAGCUCCUGUGUGGUUCUCCCUCUUCUCGCUCUGACGUGGAUGUCUGCAGUGUUGGCCAUCACAGACCGCCGCUCCGCGCUGUUUCAGAUCCUCUUUGCUGUCUUCGAUUCUCUGGAGGGAUUCAUCAUUGUCAUGGUGCACUGCAUCCUGCGCAGAGAGGUCCAGGAGGCAGUGAAGUGCCGUGUGGUGGACCGUAAAGACGACGGGAACGGUGAUUCCGGCAGCUCUCUGCAGAACGGCCACACACAGCUUGUGCCUGACUUUGAGAAGGAUGCUGACUCAAACCGACCAGGUGGAAUGAAGAGCUCAUCAGAGGAGAAGAUGCCCCCUCCACAGAUGCCCCUGCCCCUCGGCCCAAACUUCCACACCCUUCCGUCUAACCCCAGCGGAAAGAGCCACAUUCCCCCCCUCCCUGAAUACUCCAGCCACACGCUCACCUUGCGGAGAGAGAAAGGUCGUGGAGUGGACCUGACCUGUGGCAAACCCAUGUACGUGUGUGACAGUGAGCUCUUCAAGCAGCUGGAUGCCGAUCUGGCCCUCGCUCAGGCCGAGAGCAUCUGUCCGGAUGGCAGCGGUUAUGUCCUCCUGCCCAACACCACCUCAACCCUUCGUUCCAAACCCAAGGACGACUCCAGUAACUCCAGCAAAUACAACAUCAGCACCGAUCUCCCACAGGCCCGUCUCAUGCAUCUGAGUGGAACCUUCGCCGAACCGCAAGCUGCCUACGCUGUCAAGACUCUCCCCGCUGACCGUGUCAGUGUAUCAUAUUCGGAGCGAGACUCACCCAUCCAAAACAUCCACAACAUCUCCAGCGAGAGUCACGUGACCAGCAGUCUGGGCGACACGUUCGACUCCAUGAACUCCAUGAUGUCCAAGAGCGAAACCAUCUCCACCUUGUCCAUGAGUUCUUUGGAGGUCAGCGAGGGGAGGCAGAAAUCUCGUUACGCAGAACUGGAUUUUGAGAAAAUCAUGCACACACGAAAACGCCAUCAGAAUAUGUUCCAGGACCUCAACAGGAAGAUGCAUCAUGCUGAGAAGGACAGGGAGUCUCCAGCAUCUGACAGCAAGUCCGUCAGAUGGAGCGUUUCCUCUGCUGGAAGCGACAAGACAAACCACAGCGAUAAGCAGCAGGGAGCAAUGGAUCGGUCCUGGGAGAGCAUGAGCAGGUCACAGGCGUCUCCUCCUGCCUGGGUCCGGAAGGACAUGGAACCAUUGCAGGUGUCUCCUCUGGAUCUCCAGGGCAUGGAAUGGGAAAAGGCCAGAGCGACCAUCCCUCUGGUGGGCCAAGAUAUCAUCGACCUCCAGACAGAGGUGUGAGGGCACAGCGUUUAACCCUGAACACCUCGGUCUGUUUUUGAUUUGGGAAAGAGAGCAGAAAUGAAAGGAUGAGCAUGAAGAGGGCAGAGAGGUACCUGUACCCAUCUGUCAUUUGAAUAUGUGUCUCUCCGGCUUCAGAAGUAGCUCUCAGCUCAGGAUGGCACUGACCUCAGUCAUAAGAAGGCGUCUGAACUGGGAGAAAGGUUUUCCGAUCUCCAUGCGAAGAGAGAUUCUUGGUUGGUUCAUCGAGAGCUUUUCCCAACACGCUUCCAUCUGGUCCAGGAGGUGGUGUGGACGCCUGCCUGUGCUCUUUCAUUUUUCAACAAUUCCGUUUAGGAAUGGUGCGAAUCUUCCUGCAGGAGGGUCGAACGCUUUCUUGGCCGCUCGAGUAUGGCCCUUUGCGGCCCCUUCCAGAGCAUUCUCUAAGAGGCCGAUGUCUCCAAUGAGCCACUAGGGGUUGUUAGCUGUGCCGAAUGGACGCAGAUGAACUGCAAUCGCUGUGGUCUUUGUUUUUUAGUGUUUUCCGCAAAGCAUUUCUGGACGCUUCCAUCAAACUUUGGGGAAAUAAUUGUACUGAAAACUUGACUAUAAAGAGCUGAG